AUGUUGACAAGGAAGCGUCCCACCUUGGGGUUCUUGCUCUCACAGCUCUCCAGACAUGCCAGUCACCUUGCCAGGCAGCAGUAUGAUGUCAUCGUGGUGGGCGGGGGUCACGCAGGUACCGAGGCGGCAGCGGCGGCAUCUCGGGUGGGAGCGCAGACGCUGUUGGUCACGCAGAAAGUUCAUACCAUCGGUGCCCUGUCGUGCAACCCGUCUCUGGGCGGGGUGGGGAAGGGUCACCUGGUGAAGGAGGUGGAUGCUCUGGACGGCGUGUGCGGUCGAGCCGGAGACUGGGCCGGCAUCCAUUUCUCCAUCUUGAAUCGCAGGAAGGGCCCCGCUGUGUGGGGGCCGCGGGCUCAGCUGGACCGCCAACGCUACCGCCAAUUCAUUCAGUCUGAGCUUCUGUCCACUCCCAGACUGACUGUGCUGGAGGGAUCAGUGGAGGAGCUUCUUGUCACAGAAUCUAACCCAGAAGAGCCUGGAUGCCACAGAGUCACUGGGAUACGUUUAGCCGGUGCAAGCCUCUUGAUCUCAGCCCACUCUGUGGUUCUUACGACCGGGACUUUCCUAUCCGGCUCCCUCUUCAUGGGUCAGAACACGUCCCCAGGGGGACGAAUCGGAGACACACCGUCCAGCGCCGGAAUGUCCCACACGCUGCGGGAGCGCCUGGGGCUGAAGAUGGGCCGUCUCCGGACGGGUACCCCACCCAGAAUUGUAAAGGCUUCAGUGGACUUUGAGCAGGCCACGCUACACCAGCCUGAUAGUCAGCCAAGUCCCUUCAGCUUCCUCAACAGCCACACUCACUGCAAGCCCGAGGAGCAGCUGCCGUGCUACUUGACCUAUACCACUCCUGGUGUGGACCAAGUGGUGAAUGAGAGUCUUCACCUCAACUGCCACAUACAGCAGGACACAAAGGGCCCCAGGUACUGCCCCUCAAUUGAGUCCCGAGUACUUCGCUUCCCGGGCAGGCAGCAUCAGGUGUGGCUGGAACCUGAGGGGCUGACCUCUGACCUGGUGUACCCACAGGGGCUCUCUAUGACAAUGCCCGCUGACAUGCAGCUGCGCCUCAUCAGAGAGAUCCCGGCCUUGCACAGGGCCGAAAUCCACACGGCCGGUUAUGGCGUGCAGUAUGACUUUGUGUGCCCCACUCAGCUGAGCCCUGCACUGCAGGUGAAAAGCACCCAAGGUCUUUUCCUGGCCGGGCAGAUUAACGGGACCACGGGCUACGAGGAGGCUGCCGCACAGGGCUUGUGGGCGGGGGUCAACGCAGCCCGCGCCGCGCUCUCCAUGCCCACGAUGGCGCUAUCUCGAACAGAGAGCUACAUCGGCGUUCUGAUCGACGACCUCGUGACGCGGGGCGUGACGGAACCUUACCGCAUGUUCACCAGCCGGGCGGAGUUCCGAACGUCCCUCAGGCCGGACAAUGCUGACUUGCGACUUAGCCUGAAAGGCUUCGAGGAGGUGGGUUGCGUGUCCUCCCCGCGCUACCAGAAGACUGUGAGAGUGCGAGACAGUCUCCAAGAUGCACUCGCAGCUCUUCAGGACAUUUCUUUGCCCGCCGCAAGCUGGAGACUGAAGCUGCCUCACGUACACAUCAGCGAGAACAAAUCAGACAGUUCGACCGGCUUGCAGAUUCUGCAGUACAACGACGCCACCUUUGAAAUGUUGGCAUCCAUUCUCCCAGAAUGCCUUUCUCCCUACACAGAAUUCUCACAAAGGCUGAAGAUAGAAGCUGUGUACAGGCCUCACUGUGCUCUUCAGCAGAAGGAGAUUGAAAGGAUUCAAAAAGAGGAGAGCAUGUCUCUCCCACAUGACUUGGACUAUUUGUCUCUGCCCGCCUCUCUGUCACAGGAGGUCCGGGAGAUUUUGGACAGAGUUCGCCCGAGCACGCUGGGCGCCGCUACGCGUUUGCAAGGAAUAACGCCGGCUGCAAUUGUCCACCUUCUCAACUACAUCCGCCCCGCGGGGAAGAAGGAGAAAAGAGCGCAGGGGAACUAACCUGAGUAAAAGGAGAAGCUAGAAGUGGAGCAGCGUACAGCAAAAAUACACCUUCACUAAGAAUGUACAAAAACACAUUGAUGCCAUCACUAAUCUUUCAAUAAAGCGGUCAGCCAA
Molecule: messenger RNA, 2112 nt
Organism: Syngnathus typhle (broad-nosed pipefish)
Lineage: Eukaryota; Metazoa; Chordata; Actinopteri; Syngnathiformes; Syngnathidae
Gene: mto1
Product: mitochondrial tRNA translation optimization 1
Exons: 12
Coding region: 1-1995 (664 amino acids)
Biological process (GO): tRNA wobble uridine modification; tRNA methylation
Cellular component (GO): cytosol
Molecular function (GO): flavin adenine dinucleotide binding
Source: RefSeq, a predicted model, not a curated record